AUGGCAACAGCAAAUAACAAAGCACAAUGUUUUGUGUGUAAUAAAGAAAAAAACACAUACAGUUGUAGAGGAUGUUCAAAUGAAUUCUGUUUUACUCAUUUAACUGAACAUCGACAAAGAAUCGAGACACAAUUAGAAGAAAUUAUUAAUGAUCACGAUCAAUUUCAACAAACAAUUAUUCAACAAAAACAAAAUCCACUAGAUUCAUCUUUAAUUCAACAAAUUAAUCAAUGGGAAGCAAAUUCGAUUGAGAAAAUUCAACAGACAGCACAACAAUGUCGAGAAACACUGGUGAAAUCAACACAAAAGUCGAUCGAUGAUGUGGAAAAAAAGUUUAUUGAACUAUCUCAGAAAUUAAAAGAAAUUCGUCAAGAAAACGAAUUUAAUGAAAUUGAUUUAAAUAAUUUUCACUCAAAAUUAACACAAAUAACGAAAGAAUUUCUUCAAUCAUCAAACAUUUCUAUUCGACAAGAUUCACAAGAAUUUAUCAAGAAAAUUUCAGUUACUUCAUCAUUUGAUUCUUAUCAAUCAAAUCAUUCUACAAUUAAUGCAGCGACUAUAUCGAAGACUCCAAUAACAACUCAAUCUCAAGUAAAACAAAAACAAAUUCAAACAAAAAAGAAUAAAUUUCAACAAUUUGCAAUUACUGUUGCUGGAGGAAAUGGACGAGGACAGGAAUCAUAUCAACUCAAUUAUCCUUAUGGGAUCUUUAUUGAUAAUGAUAAAUCAACUUAUAUUGCUGAUUUUUGGAAUCAUCGUAUUGUCAAAUGGAAAUUGAAUUCAAAUCAAGGUCAAAUCAUUGUAGAUGGAAAUGGAAAUACUGGAUUGAAUAGGCCAACAGACAUAGCUUUUGAUAAAGAAAAUAAUUCUUUUAUUAUUUCUGAUGGCGGAAACAGCCGAGUCAUCCAGUAUUUUGAUCAAAAUCAAACAAAUCAACAAAUUCUUAUUUCAAAUAUUAAAUGUUAUGGUAUGACAAUCGAUAGAAAUGGAUUUAUUUAUGCUUCUGACUAUUACAAUCAUGAAGUAAGACGAUGGAAACAAGGAGAUGAAAAAGGUGAAUUAGUUGCAGGUGGAAAUGGUCCAGGAAAUCAUCUUAACCAACUCAAUCGUCCUAGUUAUAUCUUUAUUGAUGAAGAUUAUUCUCUUUAUAUAUCCGAUUGUGAGAAUCAUCGUGUAAUGAAAUGGAAAAAAGAUGCAAAAGAAGGAAUUAUCGUUGCUGGUGGAAAUGGUAAAGGAUAUAGUCUCAAACAAUUUUGUUAUCCUUAUGGAGUGGUUGUUGAUCAUUUGGGUCAAAUCUAUGUGGCAGAUCAUGAUAAUCAUCGAGUAAUGCGUUGGAGUGAGGGAAAAGAAGAAGGUGAAGUUGUUGUUGGCGGAAAUGGUCAAGGAAAUCAAUCAAAUCAAUUGAAUUUACCCAAAGGUUUAUCAUUUGAUGAUGAAGAAAAUCUUUAUGUUGUUGAUUGUUAACCACAAUCAGCAUUAACAAGAAAAAAAGCAACAACAACAGUAUUAUCACAGCCAACACUUGAGAAGCUACCUAAACCUAACUACCAAAAUAUGGAAUAUAAAAAACUUCUUCUUGGCAGAAACGAAGAAGAUAUUGAGAUGGCUGCAGAACGUGUAACUGCGCAUAAUGCAUCAUCAGAAUACAAAUCUGAACUCGAGAAUAAAAACAAUAUUAGAAAACCUACUCGUCCACAAAGAGGAUCGAAAUUUGGUUUUUGUUUUUCAAUUAUCGUUGCUGUUCUUAUCCUAAUAACGAUCAUUAGUAUUACAAUAUGGGUUAUGUUCAUUAAAAAGGCCGAAACAACAAAUAAUACAACUACAGCAACAAUUGAUGCAUCGGUAACAAAAACAACAACCUCUACAACGUCGAUAAUACAAACAACAAUGCGUACAACGUCGACAACAGAAACUACAAUCUCUACAACGUCGACAAAUUCUCAUACAACAACUAUGAAUGUACCAAUAUUUGAGAAAUGGAAACAAAAUGCUAUCACUGUAGCUGGUGGAAAUGGACAAGGACAAAAGUUAAAUCAACUCAGUCGCCCAGACGGAAUCUUUUUUGAUAAAAAUAAAAAUAUUUUCAUUGCUGAUUCUUUAAAUCAUCGUAUUGUUGCAUGGAAAUAUAAUGCAAAACAAGGACAAAUUAUUGCAGGUGGAAAUGGUCAAGGAAAUAGAAUGGAUCAAUUUAAUCUUCCAGUAGAUUUGAUUGUUGAUCAACAAACUUACUCGAUCAUCAUUGCUGAUUUCUAUAACAAACGAGUGAUUCAAUGGCUGAAUCAAAAGCAACAUAUUCUCAUUGACAAUAUUGGAUGUAAUGGCUUGGCAAUGGAUAAACAUGGAUUUCUUUAUGUUUCUGAUACUGAGAAGAAUGAAGUGAGACGAUGGAAAAUGGGUGUAUACAAUGACGGAAUUGUGGUGGCAGGUGGAAAUGGAAAAGGAAAUCAACUCAAUCAACUCAAUUGGCCUACUUAUAUCUUUGUUGAUGACGAUCAAUCUGUUUAUGUAUCAGAUCAAAACAACCAUCGUGUGAUGAAAUGGAGCAAAAAUGCUAAAGAAGGAACAAUUGUAGCUGGAGGAAAUGGGAAAGGAGCAAACCUCAAUCAAUUGUAUCUUCCUCAAGGAGUAAUUGUUGAUCUUUUGGGUCAAAUCUAUGUGGCUGAUCAAUCGAAUCAUCGAGUAAUGCGUUGGCGUGAAGGAAAAGAAGAAGGUGAAAUUGUUGUUGGUGGAAAUGAUGGAGGAAGUGAAUCAAAUCAGUUGAAUGAUCCCACAGGUUUAUCUUUUGAUGAUGAAAGAAAUCUUUAUAUUGCUGAUUGGCGAAAUCAUCGAAUUCAAAAGUAUGAAAUAAUAUUGUGA
Molecule: messenger RNA, 2856 nt
Organism: Adineta steineri
Lineage: Eukaryota; Metazoa; Rotifera; Eurotatoria; Adinetida; Adinetidae
Source: the annotation of a GenBank genome assembly